Molecule: messenger RNA, 2033 nt
Organism: Rhodofomes roseus
Lineage: Eukaryota; Fungi; Basidiomycota; Agaricomycetes; Polyporales; Fomitopsidaceae
Product: cytochrome P450
Exons: 7
Coding region: 265-1938 (557 amino acids)
Molecular function (GO): iron ion binding; monooxygenase activity; oxidoreductase activity, acting on paired donors, with incorporation or reduction of molecular oxygen
Source: RefSeq, a predicted model, not a curated record
AUCCUUGCGCUCUUUAGAACUUCUCAUAUCCGACCAUCACGCAUGGCUACAUCUGCGCAGUCUCAGCGCCUGUACUCACCUCCAUUUGCUUCCAGUCAGUAGGAUCUACAUCCCGACCCUGCAAUUUCAGUGAUACGGAACCACACACAACAUGUUACCUCAGCGGAAUCGCCGGCAGUAUAAAGCCUGUGAGAGUACAAGGAUCUCGUCGCGGUGCUUCCCUACUCCCUCCAGCCAAGGCGACGUAUCUGAUCGCGAGGCAACAUGCCGGUCAUUCAGCAGGUGACCUCUGAACUUUCCAACAACCCUCUCCUUUUGCUAGCUGUUCUUCCGGCGGCGUUCAUCUUAGUUCGCGUUAUCACUUACUUCAAGGAUGCUUCCGGGUUGCGCUCGUAUCCAGGUCCAUUCCUCGCCAAGUUCACUGAUGCCUGGAUGUUCUGGGUAGUCAGCCACAACCGAUGGUCAAGCGCAGUUGAUGAAAUGCACCGUAAACACGGCCCCUUUGUUCGUCUCGCUCCGAACUACGUCUCCAUCUCCGACCCAAAGGCACUCGACGCGAUCUACGGCCACUCAGCUGGCCUCAUGAAGGCGAGCUUUUAUGACAUCUUCGCCAACUUCAGCGUCCGCAACAUCUUCAACACCCGAUCGCGCACGGAGCAUGCCCGUAAGCGGCGCGCGGAAGCGCACAUGUUCGCGCCCCAGAGUAUUCGUGCUGUCGAGCCUCUCUCGCACGUACACGUUGCCGAGUUCCUCCGUCAGUGGGAUCAUCUGGCCUCCCGCGUGCAGGAGUCUCAGCAUGGUGGCGGCCCCCUCAAAGGCCAGCUCGGAUCGGGCGCCUGGAGCGUGGAGAACGGUUGUGUUUGGUUUGACUGCAUGCCUUGGAUCAACUUCUGGGCAUUCGACACUAUCGGCGACCUCGCAUUUGGUCUUCCCUUCGGCAUGCUCAAGUCUGGUAGGGACACUGCCAGAGUCGCAAAGAACCCUGAAGAAGGCUUCAGGGCAAUCGAGAAGAUCACUGAAGGGUCUGGCAAGCUCGACAUCGAGGAAGAAGACAUACCAUACGUCGAGAAUCUCAGUACGCGCGCCGAAAUAAACGCCUGCCUCGGGUGGCUGCCGCGCGCAUGGCAGGUCAUCUUGCCGCGGAUACCUGGCAGCGGUUUCAAUAGCUACUCCGAUGCGAGUAAGAAGCUGGCGUCUCUGUCUAUCAUGGCCGUCGCGCGCCGCCUGGCCAACCCGAGCGGCAGACCAGACAUGCUCCAGAAGCUGCUGGAGGCGCGGGAUGACGAGGGCAAGCCGCUGAGUCCAGUCGAAUUGAGCGCAGAGGCUUUCGUGUUGAUCGUCGCCGGCUCCGACACCAUUGCCAAUACGACGUGUGCUACAACAUACUAUCUUGCUCGCGACCAGCGCGUGCAGGCUAAGCUGCAGGCUGAGCUGGAUGCUGCCCUGGCGUCUGUCGACUCCGAGGUCGCCCCAUACGACGUCGUCAAGGAUCUACCUUACCUCGACGCAGUGAUACACGAGGGGCAGCGCCUACAUGCAACCAUAGGUGCCGGGUUGCCUCGGGAGGUCCCCGCUGGCGGUGCCACUAUCCUCGGGCAUCAUUUGAAGGAGGGCACAUGGGUCAGCGUUCCGAUCUACCAUCUGCAUAGGGCCGAGUCUAUCUGGGGCCCGGAUGCGUCCGAGUUCCGUCCUGAGCGCUGGAUCGAGGCUAGUCCAGGAAGGAAGAAGCAGAUGAUGGAGGCCUUUGUGCCGUUCUCCAUCGGUCCUCGGGCAUGUAUCGGGCGCAGUCUUGCUAUCAUGCAGCUCCAUAUCAUCGUCGCUACGUUGUUCCGCCGGUACGAAUUUGCUCUGAAGUCUGAUGCUCCGCUUCAGAUCCGCGACGUUCUCGCCCGGAGGCCGCUCGAAUGCUUGGUUGGCAUGAAACGCAGGAAGAUUUGAGGCUAUCGGUGCGAGUGAGUCCAAGGUUCAGCGCAUACCAAUGUGCGGAUGUGGCUGAGACUGUACGGUUUCCAGCAAUACGCCAUCCCAUAUUA